UCCAAUUAGGAACAAAUAGACGUGAAAGCGAACGCUCGGACGUGAACAAUUCAAUGCAGUAGGUAAAGUGUGGAAAUGUGGAAUUGUGGUGGAACUGUGCCGGCCAAAGAGACGGAGGAUUGUGCCAGUGUGUGUGUGUGUGCAAACCCAAACGAGAGCAUUUUUCAAAUCAUGCAAUCAUUGCGCGCAGCUCUCUAAUUGUGGGAAAAGUGGAAAAUCGAAAUAGACAAAUAGACGAGUGGAAGCAGAAGUAGCGCGAGCAUAAGUAGCGUGAACGGUAGCUUAUGUAUUUCGAGCUGCGAGUAUGAAAUGUAGCGAGCUGCAAAUAAGUUUAGCAUUUUUAGGUGUAUAUCGUACACACCGCGGACUUUUUAUAUAGAAUAUAUACAUACAAAUGUGUUUGGUAUUAAAAAAUUUCCACCAAGUUUUGCUAAAGGAAAAACGCAAAAUAAUUUUCGCCAAAAAAUUCUGAAUAAUUUGUUUAUACUAUGUACGCGUGCGGUGGUGUGAAGAGCGUGAAAAACUUUCUCGGAAUUCCAAUAGCCGAUAAACUUACAAAUCUGUCGAAAGCGCAUUUAUAUAAUAAUCAGCAAAGCGCAGUGUAUGCGUGUACUCGCCUACGAAGUAAAUAAACUUAAAAGCAUACACUUUUUAUACCUACACACUAGCCCAUAAUCGACUAAAUAUUCGAGUGCCUACGAGAGUGUGUAGCUUGCGAAUUCAAAAAAUUCUUCAAAGCUCAUACAAAAGCUAUAUAAAUCCAGUGUGGAUGCAGAAGACAGGAAGAGCAGCGCACACGCCGCCAUUAAGGAAAGUCACCGGAAGAAUCUUCCUUCGUAAAAGCAAAGGAAUCUGUCAUCAAAGAAUUCGACAACUACAUUACCGCAGAUAAACACGAGCGGAAUAAGAAGUAAAUAAAUCUUUCAACGACAGCGACAACAACGAAACUCAACCGCAAGCCAAUGUACGCCAUAGUAACAGCAUUUAUGUGGAUGCAACAUUAAGAUACUGUAAUAUAUUUCCGCUCAAAAGGUGAUUGUCGCAUCAAAUCGCUCAGCGAAUCAUCGCAGCGGCGCAAAGUGAUCAAACAUCAAACGUCGAACGUCGUAUGUCAAAUGAUAAACGGGGAAAACACAUGUUGCUCUCGAUCGAUGAAAGUGCGUGCAAAUGCAAAGCCAACAACAACACCAACCAUAGCAACUGGAAAAACAGCUACGAACAAAAAGGAAUUAUAAGUGGCGUAGCGGUAGUAAUAAAUUAAGAGAAGAAAUAGAAAGACUCAAAUUAAAAGAAACUAAAGUGGAUUUCCGGUGAAUCAAGAAGCCGAAAAAAGAGCAACCAAAUAAUACCAACAACAAAACACCACCAGAAUACACAGGCUGCGUAGCGCACCGAAUGACAAAACCAUAUUCACAACACAUGUGUCAACGGGCACCCCUUGCUAGGUAUUUACAAAAAUAAACAGGCGGGUGCAACUAAAAAUGGAUUCAACACGCGACACAGCUACAAACAUAGCAGCAACAACAACAACAACGAGCAUAGUGCAAGUGGAGUGUACAGCAACAGGCAGGCAAGAGCACUCGAAACACCGCUGGAGAAAAAGUAUGGCUGCCAGAGUCAUAGACUCAGACAAGACAAGCCAUAAACCACAGCAUCGUCAAAUAAAUUACAAAAAUAGACGCCAUCGAAGCAGUGGAGUUGCCACAGCAACCCGCAGACGUACAACAGCAAUCAGUAAACGCCUAGUAAUAGUAGCGCGAGCAACUACACCGGCAAUGGCUCCAUUUACAGAACUUCUAAAGCUAUUCACCUUCAGCAUCCUCCUCCUUUGCCUACUAAACAAGGCGAAUCCGGUAUUUGCACGCAAGCCCACCUCACAGGAACUCAACGAUUACGACGAUAAUAUUUUCGAGGUGCAAAAACGCAGCGAGCAGGAUAUUGGCGCGGAGGCGACAGCCGAAAAUGGCGAGGCGGACAGCAUUGGCGGCGAUGAUGCGGGCGUCCAAGCGAAGAAUGGCAGUAAGUCGAUUCCUGAUUUCGGGCCACGUUUCAAGUCUUCGAAGCCGCCGCCGAAUAUAUACUCAAAACCAUCGGGAAGUUAUAUACAGCUCUCAUGUCCGGCUGUCGGCAAACCGGAGCCAAAUAUCACGUGGACUCGCAACGACACCAAAAUCAACCGCCACAUGGGACGCGUUAAAAAGUCAAAAUGGGCUAUUAAUAUGGAGGAUUUAGUGCCUGAGGACUCUGGUGUAUAUAAGUGCAAAGUGUGCAAUUAUCUGGGCUGCAUUGAGCACUCAACAAAGCUGAUAAUCAGUGAUCGCGUCAAUCACAAACCCAUCAUACUGAAAGCGCCAACAAAUUUAACAUUGCCGCUAAAUGCGAGCGGUCACAUGGAAUGCGUAUUUCUGUCCGAUCUUUACAGCAAAAAAACGUGGACAUUCACGCCUUGCAACAAGACGGCUUGCUCGAAGAAUUACACUUUCCUAAAGCAUGCAGAAGAUAUAGAUAUUUUGAAUUUCACGCAUGUCACACCGAUCAAUGAAGGCUGGUAUACCUGCAUCGAAAUGAACGGAUUGGGCCAGUCGUACAGCAAGGCUUACCUGCAUGUGCAAGAUCCGAAUGCGCCACGCGCCAUCGCGAAAAUUAUCCACAGCUAUGAGAUAUGGGGCGUUGUGGCUGUCAUGGUGCUGCUGGGUCUAGUCUGUAUUACAUUCUUCGUGUAUGUGCUGCGUAAGGUGAAGCAUGAGAAGCUACUCAAACAACGCAUCGAAACAGUGCAUCAGUGGACAAAGAAAGUGAUCAUCUACAAGCCCCCAAGUGGCGAUUCCAGCGGCUCCAUGGACACCAUGAUAAUGCCGGUGGUGAAAAUCGAAAAGCAACGCACAACUGUGCUACAGAGCUCCAACUCGGAACCGGCGCCAUUCAAUGAGUAUGAGUUUCCACUAGACUCGAACUGGGAGAUACCGCGUUCACAACUCAUACUGGGCGCCACACUCGGUGAGGGUGCUUUCGGCCGUGUCGUCAUGGCAGAAGUUAAUAAUUCGAUUGUCGCCGUGAAAAUGGUGAAGGAAGGACACACCGAUGAUGAUAUAGCAAGUUUAGUGCGCGAAAUGGAAGUGAUGAAAAUCAUCGGCAAGCACAUCAAUAUCAUAAAUUUGCUCGGUUGUUGCAGCCAAAAUGGGCCGCUAUAUGUGAUUGUUGAGUUUGCACCGCAUGGUAACCUGAAGGAUUUCCUCAACAAAAAUAGACCACUAAACGCAGGCACGCUCAAGGAUUACGGCGAUCAGCAGCACCAGCUGCCGCUACCAAAGCAUCUACUAACCGAAAAGCAUCUCAUUUCAUUUGCUUUCCAAAUUGCGCGCGGCAUGGAGUACUUGGCAUCACGUCGCUGCAUACAUCGUGACUUGGCUGCACGCAAUGUGCUCGUGAGCGAUGAUUACGUCAUGAAAAUUGCUGAUUUUGGUUUGGCGCGCGACAUACAGGAUACUGAUUACUAUCGUAAAAAUACAAAUGGACGCUUGCCUAUCAAAUGGAUGGCACCCGAAUCGCUGCAGGACAAAUUCUAUGACUCACAAAGUGAUGUCUGGUCUUACGGCAUAUUGUUGUGGGAGAUUAUGACCUUCGGCGCGCAGCCAUAUCCCACCAUAAUGUCCGCUGAGGAGCUCUACAGCUACUUGAUGUCAGGCCAGCGUAUGGAAAAACCGCCGAAAUGCUCAUUGAACAUUUACAUGCUAAUGCGGCAGUGUUGGCAUUUCGAUGCCAGUGCGCGUCCAACCUUUGCUGAGAUCGUGGAAAAUCUGGACAAGCUGCUGUUGGCCAAUGAGGAUUAUCUGGAUGUGGCAGUGGCGAAUUUGGAAACGCCGCCCUCAUCUAGUGAUGAAGAAUCGGAUGUUGAAUCUCUGCGCUAUCAUUACAAAUGAAUGCACC
Messenger RNA from Anastrepha obliqua, 3927 nucleotides. Its product is annotated as fibroblast growth factor receptor homolog 1. Gene Ontology annotation, molecular function: ATP binding; fibroblast growth factor receptor activity. NCBI's taxonomy places the organism in Eukaryota, Metazoa, Arthropoda, Insecta, Diptera, Tephritidae. Gene Ontology annotation, cellular component: membrane; signaling receptor complex. The coding region runs from base 1482 to 3920 and encodes 812 amino acids. The record is from RefSeq and is a predicted model, not a curated record. The transcript is spliced from 2 exons. Gene Ontology annotation, biological process: positive regulation of kinase activity; fibroblast growth factor receptor signaling pathway; positive regulation of cell population proliferation.